UCAUCAGGUACCGGAUCGUUUGGCUCGACAGCAGGCACCGGGUCAUCUGGCGCUGUAUCGUCUGGCUCGACAGUGGGCAUCGGGUCACCAGGCAUGACAGCGGGCACUGGGUCAUCAGGCAUUGGAUCGUCUGGCUCGACAGCGGGCAUCGGGUCACCAGGCAUGACAGCGGGCACUGGGUCAUCAGGCAUUGGAUUGUCUGGCUCGACAGCGGGCAUCGAGUCACCAGGUAUGACAGCGGGCACUGGGUCACCAGGCAUCAGGUCAUUUGGCUCACCAGCGGGCACCGCGUCAUCUGGCAAGGCAGUGGGCACCGAGUCACCAGGCACGACAGUGGGCUCUGAAUCAAUUGGCACGACAGCGGGCACCGGGUCAUCAGGUACCGGAUCGUUUGGCUCCACAGCGGGCAUCGGGCCACCAGGCAUGACAGCGGGCACUGGGUCAUCAGGCAUUGGAUCGUCUGGCUCGACAGCGGGCAUCGGGUCACCAGGCUGGAUCAGUUCAUCAGGCUGGGUACAGACAUCAGGCUGGGUAGAGACAUCAGGCUGAAGUGCGGGUGCCGAGGCACCAGGC
Staurois parvus is the source of this 573-nucleotide messenger RNA. The record is from the annotation of a GenBank genome assembly. NCBI's taxonomy places the organism in Eukaryota, Metazoa, Chordata, Amphibia, Anura, Ranidae.